GCAUUGAUCUUGGACCGCUCGUAGUUCUUAACGGUGUCGUUUUGUUUAGUGAUAUGUUCUUCGCUGCUUUUUAUCAUCUCCAGCGACUGUGUUCCCUAAAAUGUAGCUCUGCGCUGAAAGUCGCAAGUCUUAUCCUUGCUUAGGCAGUCAUGAAUUUGCUGAACACCAUUAAGAUGCAAAAGAAGGAGCCAGACAAGGCACCGCUGUUACCACCACCACCACUACCUGAAUUGCCAGUUCACUGGAUUGAAACCUCUGAUUCUGUCUCACGUCACUUCCAGUUUCAGCCAGAUGGUCGAAUCUCUAUGAAGGUAAUUGAUGAUUCAAGAUCAAUGUUUCAUCGCGUGGUUGAAUCGUUCCAGAAUAAAUUUUUUCCAUCUGGAUAUCCAUACAGCGUGAAUGAGGGAUACCUCAGAUACACACAGUUUCGGGCGCUCCAGCACUUAUCCAGUGCAGCAUUGUCUGUGCUGUCAACUCAGUCUCUGCUAUUUGCUGCAGGCUUGCGUCCUACGCCUGCACAAGCAACUGCUGUCAGUUGGGUAUUGAAAGAUGGGAUGCAGCACGUGGGAAAGCUAAUAUGUAGCAAUUUGGGUGCGAGAAUGGACUCAGAGCCUAAACGUUGGAGAAUACUAGCUGACGUGCUGUAUGACUUGGGUACUGGCUUGGAAGUUCUUUCUCCCUUAUGUCCUCAUCUUUUUCUUGAGGUUGCUGGCCUUGGUAAUUUUGCAAAGGGAAUGGCAGUAGUUGCAGCGAGAGCAACAAGACUACCGAUAUAUUCAUCGUUUGCAAAAGAAGGCAAUCUAAGUGACCUAUUUGCAAAAGGGGAGGCUAUUUCAACACUUUUUAAUGUUGUUGGAUUAGGAGUUGGGAUUCAAUUAGCAUCAACUGUUUGUUCAUCAAUUCAGGGGAAGUUGGUGGUUGGCCCUCUUCUUUCUAUUCUACAUGUUUUUAGCGUUGUUGAAGAAAUGCGAGCUGCUCCUGUCAAUACACUGAACCCACAGAGGACUGCCAUGAUUGUAGCUGAUUAUGUCAAGGCAGGAAAGAUAUCAAGUCCUGCUGAUUUAAGGUACCGGGAAGAUCUCAUUUUUCCGGGGAGACUCAUUGAAGAUGCUGGCAAUGUAAAAGUGGGGCGGGCUUUGCACAAAGCUUUUACACCUUCGAAAGUUCAUGAAUUAAAAGAUAUUUUUCCAGAGGAGAAGUUUCUUUUGAAUCGUGGAAAUACAUGGACUGACAUGGUACUGGAGCAAAAUGCUUCUGGUGAAGAUGCAUUGAGGGGAUGGCUAGUUGCGGCUUAUGCUACAAGUAUGGAGAAGUCUUCCCACAUGUGCACCCCUAGUGUCUUGCAAGAUGCUUACGAGAAAAUGAACAGCACGUUCGACUCAUUUUUGUCUGAACUGCAGGCCAAAGGGUGGCACACUGAUCGCUUUCUGGAUGGAGUAGGAAGCCGUUUCGCGUGGUAGCAUUUCUAGAUUUCGAUGAUAGUCUGCUCCUUAAAGAUAGGAAGAUUCUUUGAUUUAAAAAUAAAAAAAAAAAAGAAAAAAACUGAGUAGGGAAAGCAGAUCAAGAUCUGUACAAUAUAAAUUAGUAUUAUUUCAGAGAGUUCACAUUUAUUGAA
Messenger RNA from Ricinus communis (castor bean), 1615 nucleotides. Its product is annotated as protein root UVB sensitive 2, chloroplastic. The transcript has 10 exons. The record is from RefSeq and is a predicted model, not a curated record. Gene Ontology annotation, biological process: response to UV-B; auxin polar transport. NCBI's taxonomy places the organism in Eukaryota, Viridiplantae, Streptophyta, Magnoliopsida, Malpighiales, Euphorbiaceae. The coding region runs from base 150 to 1460 and encodes 436 amino acids. Gene Ontology annotation, cellular component: chloroplast envelope.